AUGACUAACGGUUGGAUCCCGUUCAUGAAUUGGGAAUCCAAAGAUACGCCAAACAGCUUCAUUGGAGCUGAUGUACCGGCCAAUUUGAUACAGCGUUAUUUCGCCGUUGUUAUUCACUGGAAGAGCAGUCACAUUGGUGAACUUCAUAUUGUUCCAGCUGGAUGUGCAGCUAUUCUAGGCCGUCAAUGGAUUCGAGCCUUAGAAAUCGAACUUUUACAAAUAGAUGCUAAUAUAUCAAACACUUCAAUUCAUAAAUCACCAGUGUAUCAAAUCAAUCCUCUCAAUUCACUUUUGGAAAAAUUUUCACCCCUCUUUGAAGAACGAGUUGGUUGCGUCCCUCAUUUUCAAGUAUCACUUCAACUUAGGGAUGGAGCAAAAGCCAUUUUUACUAGGGAGCGUGACGUUCCUUAUGCUCUCCGGGACCGCGUCAAUAAAGAAUUGGACUCUCUUGAGGCAGAUGGAAUAAUAUCCUUAGUGCCUGCGAGUGAUUGGGGGUCACCAUUGGUUGUCAUUCCAAAACCAAACGGUGGCGUCCGAUUAUGUGUUGAUUACAAAUGUGGAGUCAAUGAACGAUUAAUUCAAUCAAAUCAUCCAGUAAGAAGGAUAGAUGAUGUGCUUCAUAGUCUUCGAAAUUCAUGA
Parasteatoda tepidariorum (common house spider) is the source of this 639-nucleotide messenger RNA. NCBI's taxonomy places the organism in Eukaryota, Metazoa, Arthropoda, Arachnida, Araneae, Theridiidae. The record is from RefSeq and is a predicted model, not a curated record.